Dracunculus medinensis (Guinea worm) is the source of this 642-nucleotide messenger RNA. Lineage: Eukaryota; Metazoa; Nematoda; Chromadorea; Rhabditida; Dracunculidae. The record is from the annotation of a GenBank genome assembly.
AUGGCAAGUUUUAUUAGUAAACUGAUUCGAGCGACGGAAAUAUCCGAUAAUUGCGGGCGAAAAUUAUUUGCUUUAAAGGAGAAAUUGCAUUUAGCGCGAGUGCAACGAGCAACAAUAGCCAAAGCAGUUAGCGCAUAUGCAGUUCGGACAUGCAUACGUUUCGUGCCGAAACAACCAUUUGACCGCGAUUAUAUCGUGAUUUCGAAACAGGACGGUUGUUAUGCCGACUUCGCAAGAGUAGGUGGACCACAACAAGUGUCAUUAGCAGACGAAUGUCUACAAUAUUCAACUAUAAUCCAUGAAUUUAUGCAUGUCAUAGGUUUUAUCCACGAGCAUCAAAGAGGCGAUCGAGAUACCUAUGUUAAUAUAAUAUGGGAAAAUAUUAUACCAGGUGCACAUACAGAUUUUGAUAAACUCUCCACAGUUGGUUUGUCGUAUUAUGGUGAAUCUUAUGAUUACUUUUCGAUAAUGCAUUAUGAAUCAACUGAAGGCAGUAGAAAUGGAAAAAAUACUAUCGAAGCAAAACAAAGGCGCUUUACAAGUUUGAUGGGCAAAAGUCGAGAUUUUGCUCCAAGUGAUAUUAAUCGCAUUAACCGAGCUUACAACUGCAUACCUCAGAAAUUUAAUAUAAAUUUACGAUAA